GUUUGAUAUUCUCUUCCAUGAUAGGUAUUGAAGAUUUAUGUACAAAGAGAGAUGAGUUACAGAAACAGAUUCUGUCAGAAGAGGAAGAAAAGACAAAGAUACAAAAUGACAUCAGAAUUUUAACAGAAAGACUGGCUAAAAUCAAUGAGGGUCUCGCUAGGAAAAUUGCUUCAAGAAAUGAAUAUGACAAGACAAUAGCUGAAACUGAAGCAGCUUAUAUGAAGAUUCUGGAAAGUUCUCAGACUUUGCUUCACGUGCUGAAGAAUGAAACGUCCAAGGAAAAGUCUCCAUUGUCACGAAGUCAGAACACAAUGAGAGAAAAAUCACGAGAACAACAAACAAGCAGUUGAAUCCUUAUUUCUCCUUACUGUAAUUACUAAAAAUCAUUUCUAUACAAAAUGUAAAUGAACUACAUAUAAAAUAAUGUUUUCUUCUUUUUAUAUAAUAAAAAUAACAUUUUCUGCUCA
Exaiptasia diaphana is the source of this 467-nucleotide messenger RNA. RefSeq names its product Sjoegren syndrome nuclear autoantigen 1 homolog. The transcript has 2 exons. The record is from RefSeq and is a predicted model, not a curated record. Gene Ontology annotation, cellular component: centrosome; ciliary basal body. Lineage: Eukaryota; Metazoa; Cnidaria; Anthozoa; Actiniaria; Aiptasiidae. Bases 18 to 350 code for a protein of 110 amino acids.